AUGACCGCCCCAGCCGCCAACAUGAGUUACUCCCCAAAGAGACUCAUCGUGUGCUGCGACGGCACCUGGAUGAACUCGGAGAGUGCCUACGUAAAGCCCACCCUCCUCAAGCCCAAGGGGUCGCUCCAGAUCCCCUCAAACGUGACUCGCAUCUCGAGGUGUUUUCGCCGAAGGUGCAGCGAUGGCCGGAUGCAAGUCAUCGAGUACGAGUCUGGCGUCGGCACGGGCAGCAACACCCUCGACACCCUUACUGGCGGUGCUUUUGGCCUCGGUCUUGGAGAACGAGUUCGCAACAUUUAUAGCUUCCUCUGCGCCAACUACUGCGACGGCGACGAGAUCAUCCUUGUCGGCUUCUCUCGUGGCGCUUACAUUGUCCGUUCUGUCGCCGGCAUGAUCUCUGACCUGGGACUAUUAACCCGCGAGGGCGUUGAGCACUUUUGGCCCAUCUUCAAAGACAUGGAGAACUGGAACAACCACCGGUAUCGCGACGAGUUCCCGACGAUGCCAUUCGACAACAAGCCCAAGGGUGAAGGGGCAGCGGAGGUGUACAGGGCCAAGCUGGAAAAGCUUGGCAUGACCCGUGUCCGACAAAAUGAGGGCAAUGGGGAGAUAAUCAAGGUCAAAGCAGUUGCCGUCUGGGACACAGUUGGUAGUCUUGGCAUCCCUCAAAUUGCCUGGUUGAAUAAGCUCGGUAUCUACGCAUCAAAUCGCGAGUUCAGAUUCUGGGACACGAGCCUGUCUGACAGAGUCGAACACGCCUUCCAGGCCCUGGCUCUCGAUGAGACGCGCUACUCCUUCCAGCCGGCUGUCUGGGAACGUCUCGAGGCCAACAAGCUAUCGACGGAUCUUCGACAAGUCUGGUUUCCGGGAAACCACUCAAACUGCGGGGGCGGCUGGAACGACCAAGGCAUUUCUAACAUCACUCUUGCCUGGAUGAUGGACCAGUUGGCAUCCAUUGGCGUCGAGUUUAACCACCUCGCACUCGAGCGCUGCGUGCAGCAAUCCAAGUCCUUUUACCAGGCCCAAAUUAAGGACAAGAGCAUCAAAUGGGCUAUGGAGCCUGUCUACGGCCAAAACCACCCCCUCCGGCCGUGGGGUCUCGGGUCUAUUCAGAAAACAUCGAACCUUCUCUACACCUUGGCCGGAAAGAUUGUCCGUUCACCUGGAUUGUAUAGACAGGUCAAUGCUCACACGGAGGCUCGAAACGGUCCUUUCCUCAGAGACACCAACGAGCGCAUCCAUUCAUCGGUCCGUAUCCGUCUAGCCUGUAAGGGUCUGGGGUUGAAUGACCUUGGAGAGUGGGACAACCCGGCUAUGAAGAAGAACUGGCGGCUUGUCUAUUCGAACGCGGCUUACAAUGAUCCGGUCCCGCACCAUCCUGCUUGGGAACCCGAGGAGGAUCGGCAAGAGUAUAUAAAGCACCCUGCCGGUGCUGACUCUGAUGGUCGCUGGGUCUGGGAAUACUGUGGCCCAAAGGAGAAUACUCCCUCUAGUCCCACCGCGAGGACUAUGGUUGAGGAGCCCUUGGGGCCGUAUGAGCGUCAUCUUUUGAAGCUGACUGGUGGCGACCCCAAUGUGUACCAGUAUGUGCAGUCGAAGGAGGGCACCAAGCGCGCUCUCGAAAUAGAGAGCAGCUAG
This is a messenger RNA of Colletotrichum orchidophilum, 1638 nucleotides long. RefSeq lists its product as uncharacterized. The record is from RefSeq and is a predicted model, not a curated record. Lineage: Eukaryota; Fungi; Ascomycota; Sordariomycetes; Glomerellales; Glomerellaceae. Bases 1 to 1638 code for a protein of 545 amino acids. The transcript is spliced from 6 exons.